Messenger RNA from Labrus mixtus (cuckoo wrasse), 1138 nucleotides. Its product is annotated as adenosine receptor A1-like. The transcript has 2 exons. Gene Ontology annotation, cellular component: membrane. Gene Ontology annotation, molecular function: G protein-coupled receptor activity. Lineage: Eukaryota; Metazoa; Chordata; Actinopteri; Labriformes; Labridae. Bases 67 to 1008 code for a protein of 313 amino acids. Gene Ontology annotation, biological process: G protein-coupled receptor signaling pathway. The record is from RefSeq and is a predicted model, not a curated record.
UGCCGCGUGUCUGCGCUGUGCCAUGAGGACCUGAAACCCUCCGUUACGCACACGAUUUCCGCACCGAUGAGUAACAGUAGCUGGGUUUUGUCGCUUGUGCUUCCCCUCACGAGCUUUGGCAAUGUGCUGAUGUUUCUUUUCAACAUUCUCUUGGCUGCGAGCAUCAUUUUCUUCAAUGUGUCUGUGUCUUUGUCCAUCAUGCUGAACGGAGCACUGCGUAACGAGAACCGCUUCAUGUACAUGCUGAGCACGUGCUUCAGCGACAUCUGCACUGGUGUUUCUUAUUAUUAUGUGGGUGUUCUGGAUGUAAAAGAUACAUUUAACUCCCCUACGGGAACCUUCUACAUUGUGCCCACAUUUCUCGGCCUGUCUUAUAUGGCGAUCCUGGCCGCGCAGGCAGACAGAUACCACGCGGUCACAGUACCUUUUAAAUACUCCCAGCGCAUGACCAGAAACAGAACCCUGCUAGUCAUCUGCUCAUACUGGGUCUAUGCGUUUUUGAUCGUGGCUGCGAACAACCUGGUCACGGUCACGGUGGCCAAGAGGAUAACGAGCAUUGGCACAUUUGCGGCGAACAUAUCCACAGUGAUCAUAAUGAUAGGGCUGAAUAUCAGACUGCUCAUGAUAGCCAGGUUUCAGUUGGAGAGAGAACCACCUUCUGACGAAAGAGACAACAAGCGCUCCUCGGUGUAUCUUAUCUUGGUGGUGGCUGCGUUUUUCUUAUCUACUUGGCUCCCCAUAUUCUGUCAUAUCACGGCCUGUAAUUUCAUUGGUUCCAAAUGUUAUACUUUUAAGAAUGAAGGCACUGACCCUCUACGCAUUUUGCCCCGAGUUAAUGCGUGCCUGACUCCCAUCCUGUACAUAAGAGGGUGCGCUGCGAUCAGAACCUCGCUGCUGUCUAAGGUGUGGAAACCCUGCUGCUGGACGAGGCGGCAUCCCGGACGGCUUGGCCCUGCAGGCAUCCAGUCCCCGCGGCGUACUUCAAAAGUCGGAUGGAUGUCUAAGUAAAUGAUGUUUAAAUCCAACAGAACCAAACUAUUCAAACAUCCGUCAUUAAACGCGGAGGGAAGGUUCGGGAUAUUAGUUGGACAUAUUCUGAGAUGAAAUCAGAGCUUUUAAUUAACAAAGGCCCUAUACU